Messenger RNA from Aureobasidium vineae, 1425 nucleotides. NCBI's taxonomy places the organism in Eukaryota, Fungi, Ascomycota, Dothideomycetes, Dothideales, Saccotheciaceae. The record is from the annotation of a GenBank genome assembly.
AUGGCAGACAGUGAACAACUCCAACACUAUCCCAAUCGCUUCACCGGGUCCGAUGAAAGGCGGGAAGACNNCUUGGUACAGAUUGCGAAGGAGAUUUUGAAUGAACACCCAGAUGGUCUCACUUUGCAAGAUAUCUGCGAUAAGAGCAAUGGUGCCCAGAGCAAAAGUGGUCAGGCCCCAAGAACAGCGAAGAACUCGAUGGGGGCCACGCUGAGCCAACAUAAAGAGCUCUUCCGAAAAGAACCUUCGAAGGAGAACAAAAAGUACAAAUGGUAUCUGAUAGCCCCUAUUCCUGGUAUUCCUACUCAGUCAAUGAACGAAUCGCUGGAUCAAAGCCUUGUCACUCACACAACCAACACCACGAUGGCUUUGACCACUCCUCGAGAGCAAGAGCCAAGUGAAGGGCGCAGCAUGACCAACAAUGGUGUCUCUGAACGUGAAGGUCAAGUUGAGACGAACGGAGACGACGCCACGACACCUCCAGAAACGUCUUCGGCUGCGACUGCCCAGAAGAUCGAUUUCAUGAUUGAAACCGCAGGUUCUCCGCGUACCGGCGGAACAGAUGGACCAGCCGCAGCCCUGGGAACUGAGCCAAGCCAACAGUCUCAUCUGUACGAGCUGCAGCAGACCUCUCCGCCUUUGGUCGAUCGGCAAGAAGAGUCAUCGGCUCGCGAAUUGCAGCCUGCUGUCCACGAGGGUCGGGUCGGCACCAUGCCUGGCUUGCCCCCUGGUCUUAUGGUGGAAGAUCGCUCUAUCACCGCGGAUCAAUGCAUCGUUGUUGGGGGCGUAUCUACGGGGACCUCAGCUAAUGAGGACCGGAACAGCCCUGUCGUCCAAGACAGGUCUCCUGAACAAGCCCUACAUGAUCAUCUAGACGCAAUGGACAGCAUGCAAACAAAAAGUCAGAAUAUUUGCAGCAGNCUGUUACGUGAAAUCGACAGUGGACAUCAUCUAUCUCAAGGUCAACACGGGGUNGACACAAGUGAGACUCUGCAGGCCCUCUCAAGUCGCCUUUGGGAGGAGCCGAGGCUGGAUCCCAUGAUCCCCCAGGUCACCAUGACCGCCACCAGCGCCCAUCGAGCGAUAGAUGAUUACGGACGGGCUCAAUCCGUCGAAAACUGUAUCGGUGUGGCAAUUAAGAAGUGUGGUGAUGUGCAAGCCACAACAAGAGCUGGCAUCGAUCGUCUCAAGGAGCUAGUCGACCGUUUCGAAGAAUUUUCCCAUGAUCUCGAUAUCUCAAGACAAUUGCUACAAGAAAUUCAAAAACAAGCAACGGCUAACAACUUCCGCAGAAGCCAUAGCGAGUCCUUCGAAAACUCGCUACAGGGAUACAAGGCGCAAGCCACAGCCAGUCAGAGACUCUAUCGGAAAAGUCUCAAUGCCUUCACCGACGAUCAGGAUGAUGACGAUCAGGUCAUCGAGUAA